AUGUUUGAACUGCUUCGAGACACGGCAUUCGGGAAGCUCGUUCGCAUCACAAGCGGAUACCGGCUUCUACCAUAUCCCGAGGAAUGUGACACUUCCAUCGCGUCAAAUUACAUCGAUAACGCAACAGAGGCCGGAGUCAAGUUUCCCGACCUGGAAGCAAAUGAAAGCAUUCUUGAGCCCAACGGGCUGCAGACUAUCAUGUCCCAAGCGUCGAAUCGGUCACCGGGAGUCACCAUCCAUGCGCCCGGCCACGCGGAUGAGAAGACCAUCAUUGUGGGAUGGAGACCAGGUGACACCGAGAAUCCCCAAAACUGGAGCCUCGGCAAGAAGCUAUUGGUCAGCUCACUUAUCUGGCUUUUGACCUUUGCCAUAUACAUUGGCUCAGCCAUCUACAGCCCCGGUAUUCCGGGGGUAGCGGAUGAGUUUGGGGUAAGCACUGUGGCCUCAACAUUAGGCCUAACGCUGUUUGUGCUGGGGUAUGGUAUCGCACCCAUGAUCUGGUCGCCUCUUUCCGAGCUUCCGACAGUCGGCAGAAGCCCUAUCUACCUCUUUACGCUUCUCGUAUUUGUUAUUCUGAACUUCGGCGUUCUCUACGCCAAGAACUUUGGUAUGCUCCUCGCAUUUCGCUUCCUUACUGGGUUUAUUGGAUCCCCAGCCCUGGCGACAGGCGGCGCAUCUAUGGGCGAUAUCUGGACCCCCCGAGCGCGUGACUAUAUGAUUGUGGUGUGGGGGGCUUUCGCUAUUGCAGCACCCGUCUUAGGACCUAUGGUCGGCGGCUUUGCCUCAGCAGCCAAGGGCUGGACGUGGACUAUUUGGCAGUUGAUUUGGAUCUCUGGCCUCGCAUUGGUUGUCUUGUUCUUCCUGCUGCCCGAGACGUAUGGACCAAACAUUCUCUAUAGACGGGCGCGGCGACUGCGCAAAAUCAAUGCAAAGCCGUUCUACUGCGAAGCGGAGCUGGAACUGCAAAGCAUUUCGUCUACUGAGAUCCUCUUUGAAGCCCUCGUCCGCCCCUUCCAGCUCUGCUUUCUCGAACCCAUCGUCCUCGUGAUGAACAUCUACAUUUCACUCGUCUACGGCAUCCUCUACAUAUGGUUCGAGGCCUUCCCAAUCGUCUUCCAGGAGAUCCACGGCUUCAACGCCGGUGAGGGCGGUAUGGCCUUCCUAGGGAUUAUCACUGGAACCAUCUGCUUCGCCCUUCCCGGCUACUUCGCCUGGAAGUACUUCAUUCAAUCCAAGCAGUCUACCAGCACGCCCGAAGGGCAGCUUCCGCCGGCCAUCGUUGGCAGCAUCUGCCUGCCCGUGUCGCUGUUCUGGUUUGGGUGGACCGGGAACUUCGAGUCCGUCCACUGGAUUGUGCCUAUCAUGGCCUCAGCUCUCUUCUCGGUCGGGGGGUGCUUGAUCUUCAACCCGAUCUUCUGUUAUUUGACACAUGCCUACCCGCACUAUGCCGCCUCGGUGCUGGCCGGAAACGACUUCAUGCGGUCGUCCUUUGGUGCUGGCUUCCCCUUGUUUGCGGCUGCCAUGUUCCACAAUCUGGGCGUUGGGUGGGCGUGCACGUUGCUUGGAGGGCUGACUUGUCUUUUCGUGCCGUUCCCGUUCGUGCUAUACUGGUGGGGGAAACAGCUGCGGUUGCGGAGCCGGUUUGCGAGACAUGAUAUUUGA
Molecule: messenger RNA, 1662 nt
Organism: Aspergillus aculeatinus CBS 121060
Lineage: Eukaryota; Fungi; Ascomycota; Eurotiomycetes; Eurotiales; Aspergillaceae
Product: MFS transporter
Exons: 4
Coding region: 1-1662 (553 amino acids)
Biological process (GO): xenobiotic detoxification by transmembrane export across the plasma membrane
Molecular function (GO): fluconazole transmembrane transporter activity
Source: RefSeq, a predicted model, not a curated record